GAAGAUUUCAAUCGAACGGUGCAAAUCACAUCCCUGCGCAAACUGUCGCCAACUCGAGUUCAUACCAUCGCAAAUUUGGAAUUUCGUUCGUCUAGUGGAGCAGCAGCACCAAAGUCUGUCAACCGCCAGCAUGGAUAUACCGUGGUUUAUCUCGUGAUCGCCAUGAAGUCCACUGGGGGAGGGUCCAACGUCGGCCUUGGCACGCAACAAUGCUUCCCAUGUGUCGCCGGACCAUUCCGAAGGAAACAACCACCACCGCGAUAUCGGGAAGUUGGCCCAGGCGUACUCGCAGCAGUAGCAGCAGCAGUCAAGCGUAGACGUCUUGACACUCUGGCAGCACUACGCGCUGCAACUAGACGACACACUCGCCAGGACUGGAAGCAUCCAUGUCAAGUCGAUGGCCACGCUUGCACGCGACAUCAAUGACAUGGAGGAGUUUCUGUGCUUCUUACGGCAACUCAUUUUGCAUGGAUAUUGGAAUAGUAGGGCGUUCGAAGCAAAGCGAUGGUUUCGACUGUGCGAGAUCGCAUGCCGUUUCGAUCGUGAAGCAUGUCGACCCGACCACCACGUCCUUCCAUCCCAGACACGCCGCAACGGUCCACACGACUCGCGGGUCCAAGCAGGCGUGCACAACCACGCUCAUGUAGGCAUUUACAUGCAUGUGCUCGCAGUCUAGCUCUGUGCGGCCGAGAGAUGGCAAGAUUGUCGGGGACAACUGAGGCAAGCGUUUUGGCUUGCCGUUCCUAAGAAUGCGCAACCGAUCGCGUCGGUUUCACGCCAAGAAUUCUCUGGGCCGCUCGCCAUCCCGCGCGAGGACUCCUUCAGCUCACGUCGCUGCAGAAGCGUCGCGACUCGUGGGCGUUGUACACAUAGACAAUAUACUUGGGAACGGCCAUGCAAGCGAAACCGACAGUCGCGACAAAGCGUCGUGCGACUGGGGACCCAUCACUUGUACUUAGUCUGGUGCAACCCCUCGAUACACCGAUGAUCAGCCGCUCCAGCGUCAGCCGCGAUGGCUGCAUGGCUAUCGAGGAAGCGCCGCGUGACGUAUCGCGGGCAAAGAUUGACAGCGUCAAGCUCGGGACGACUCGACGCAAAGCCCUCACGCUCCAAGAGCUUGUGGCCAUCAUCGACACGGAAACCCACGUCAGAGACGGCAUCCCUUUCCACAAGAAGGACGACAUCAAGCAAGCCCUGCACGACUUUGACGGGAGCAUGGAUGCCCUUGAACGCUACGCCCACUUUGACCCGUCCCGAAACUACACACGCAACUUGAUCUCCACCGACAACACGUCGUACGCACUCAUGUUGCUGUGCUGGAAUCGAGGAAAGUACAGCCCGAUCCACGACCACCCGUCCGAUGGGUGCUGGGUGCGCCACAUCCAAGGCACCCUCAACGAAGUUCGGUACUGGAACGACGGCGAGAAACUCAUCGAAACGUCCAACACGCUCAUCACGUCCGGCGUGUCAUACAUGGACGACUCGCUCGGCCUCCACAAGAUUGGCAACCCCAGCACCGACGUCGACGCGAUCACAUUGCACUUGUACUCGCCACCGUACAACAAGUGCCGCCUCUGGUUCGACCCGGCGGAUGCGUCCAAGUCGUCGACUGCCGUCGCCAACUUCUACUCCGAGUACGGCGAACGAACGCAGCAGUGACGCCACGUACGACCAGAAGCACAACGCAAAAUCGAACCAGUUGAACGUCUGCAGUGCAAA
Molecule: messenger RNA, 1719 nt
Organism: Aphanomyces invadans
Lineage: Eukaryota; Oomycota; Saprolegniomycetes; Saprolegniales; Verrucalvaceae
Exons: 2
Coding region: 895-1659 (254 amino acids)
Biological process (GO): L-cysteine catabolic process
Molecular function (GO): ferrous iron binding; cysteine dioxygenase activity
Source: RefSeq, a predicted model, not a curated record